AUGACAGAAAAAGCAAGUGCAGAUGAUUUUCAAGAUCGGGAUUUUCUCAAGAAGAAGAAGAGGAGGAGAAAACACAAAGAACACAAUAAGAAACAUGAAAAUGAUGAAAAUAUACAAAAUGCAGAGCUUGGCCGUGCUUCUCCCCUGCUGUUUGAAGAUCGAGCAGCACAGAGUGGUGAAGGCUGUAAAAAGAAGAAAAAAACAAAAAACAAGGGGGAGAAGCAACAGUCUUCGUUAGAGAAUUCUUGUGUAGGAGUGGAACGUGAAAUUAGUAAUGAAACUGGAGUAGAUGCUUCCCAAAAGAAAAAGAAAAAAAAGAAGCGGAAGCGUAACGAUAGUGCGGAUGAUCGCAGUGAUGUAACUUUUGUCACAGUAAAUCAGCAUAGCACUGAUGAUUGUCAGGAGAUCAAUGCUGAUUACAUUUAUUUAAAACAAUCUGUUAAGAAGAAAAGAAAACUAAAAUUACCUGAAGAGGAUGAGACACGUGAACUGCCUGUCCCAGAAACACACAAAAAAAAUGACAAUAAAAAAUUCAAAAAGAAGAGGAAAAAGCAAAGAGGCAGUAGUACCCCAGAUGUGCAAGAAGACACAGAUAUAACCGUUGACCAGUCGCUGUUGUCAUCUCCAGAGCAAAACAGGCGAGGGGAAGACACAGCGUUGCCGUCACCUAUAGAAGGGGGUGGUGUGGUAACACACCGGCGAUGGCGUGAAGAUGGUGACUGUGAUGCUUCUGCUGACAUGAGUGAAGAGUCUAUGGACGUACCUGCUAAUUUUUCUAAGCCAGCUAAAGCGGCGGAUCGGUCUCCUAAAAAACCUCCAGUGCAUGCCAGAAAGAAAACAAAAAGCUGUGCUUUUGUCACAGAAGAAAGCUCUUCAGAAUCUGAUGUAAUGAGUCCAGAGCCUGUGGCAUCAGGUAGAAAGAAGGACCAGAAUAGUUUCUUUACUGAAAUGGCAGCCUCUGAUGAGCUUAGUCUGGAUGAUGAAGAGUGCCUGGGCUCUAUGGUGUGUUCAGUCGUGGAUUUGGAUACUGCAAAACAAGAAUUGGAAGAGUUUAUUCCUCAUGUGAGGAGCAUAUCGGACAGUUCAAUCAGGAAGAUGGCUGGAAGAGACUUAAUGAGGUUUAAACAGUUUAAAAAGCAAGGUAUUGCUGUCAAGUUUGGCAGAUUUUCCCAGAAGGAAAAUAAUCAAAUCCGUAAAAAUAUUGAAGAGUUCUUAGUAACUACUGGAAUAGACAAUGCUGAAAAACUGCUGUUCACCUCGAGGUAUCCAGAAGAUAAAGAAACUAUCAACCGCCUAAAAGCAGAACAUCUUUUUUGUGAAAGACUUUCUAAGGGCAUACCGCGACCCUGGAGACUGAUAUAUUAUCGAGCAAGGAAGAUGUUUGACUCAAAUAAUUAUAAAGGAAGGUAUACUGAGGAAGAAAAGGAAAAAUUAAAGAAGUAUCAUGCUCUGCAUGGCAAUGAUUGGAAGAAGAUUUCUGAGAUUAUGUCCCGUUCUAACCUCUCAGUUGCUAUGAAAUAUUCUGAAAUCAAGUCGGCUAUUAAUUACGGUUCUUGGUCGAAGGAAGAGAUUCAGAAGUUAAUGCAUGCAGUGGAGGAGGUGAUUAGGAAGAGAAUAGAAAUGGAAGAUACAGAUUCAUUAUUGGAAAAGUCGUACGGAGAUCUCUUGAUUGACCGUGAGAAACUGUACCAGAAAUUACCAUGGACUGAGAUUGAAGCUAAAGUGGGAACUCGACAUUGGAGACAAUGUAAACAGAAAUGGAUUACAAUUUUAACAAACAAGAUGACCAAAGGGCAGCAGUUAUACAGGGGGACCAAAGGAUUGCAGGCCAAGAUCAGUCUUAUUAAAAGGUUGUAUGAAAUGAAAGUGGAGGAUGCUAGUGAAAUAAACUGGGAAGAACUCAGUAAUGCUAUUGGAGAUGUCCCUAUAACCUAUGUUCAAUCAAAAUUUUAUAAGCUAAAAGUCUCCUGUGUCCCUUUUUGGCAAAAAAAGACUUUUUCUGAAAUUGUUGAUUAUCUUUUUGAAGAGAAGCUUCCAGAACUUGAAGAAAAGUUAGAAAAAAGGAAGGGGAGACAGCGUAGUUCUGGCAGUUCAACAUCCGGGCAACAGAAGAAGACUUUCCGACUCAGUGACAUUUUUGACUCCAGUGACGACAGUGAUUAA
Molecule: messenger RNA, 2163 nt
Organism: Opisthocomus hoazin
Lineage: Eukaryota; Metazoa; Chordata; Aves; Opisthocomiformes; Opisthocomidae
Source: RefSeq, a predicted model, not a curated record